Molecule: messenger RNA, 960 nt
Organism: Trichomonas vaginalis G3
Lineage: Eukaryota; Parabasalia; Trichomonadida; Trichomonadidae
Product: translin-associated factor X-interacting N-terminus family
Exons: 1
Coding region: 1-960 (319 amino acids)
Source: RefSeq, a predicted model, not a curated record
AUGAAUUUUGGAUUUUCCUCACGAACCCAAACAAGAAUACCUGAUAUUGCAAAAAUAAGUCACUCGUUUGCAUAUAGGAAAUCUCCUAGAAGAGUAAACAAUUCUGCUCCAAUUCCAAUUUUAAAUCCUAAAGAAAUGACUCAAAAGCAAUACGUUGAAUCAUUAGAAGCUAGUCUUACAUCGCAAUUAGCUGAAUGCAAUAGUAAUCAUAAGCGUUAUCAAGUUUUUCAAAAUGUAUUUCAAUCAAUUGUUGACAGAUACGGAUCCAAUCCAGGUGUAUUAGCAGUUAAACGUGGAUAUGACAAAGUUAUAUCUAAUUUACAACAUUAUAUUCAAGAAAGAAAUCAUAAAAACCUCACUCGCUCUACAUCACAAGAACAAUUUAAUACAGAGAUUUCAAGGCAGCGUGAGAAGCUUGCAGAAAAGCGAAAAAAGAAUGCUGAUCUUGAUAAGAAACUUGAUUUUGUUUUAAGUGAAAUCAAACGCGAAAUUGAAGAUAAAACAGAUGAAAUUGUUUCAGUUCAGCAAAAGGCAAUGAAGGCUAACAACGAUGUCCGUGAUAAAACAAUCAACAUUUCAGAUUUAAAACAUUUUGAAGAUCUGAAAGCAUCAGAAUACGAAAAGGCUCUUAAAACUAAAAAUAAUUUUGAAGAACAAAUAUCACAGAUGAAAGACAAUCAUGAGAAUUUGAAAAAUCAACUUUCAGAGUUGAUGAAUAUAGUUUUUGAAGAAUCAAAAACAGAAAGAGAUACAAAAUCACAACUCGAUGAAUCUCGAUCUAACUUGAAUAAUGACAUAAAAGAACUCGAAGAUAUCAAACAUCAACUAACAGAAAUGCAGGAAAAUUACACAAAAGAUUCUGCAAUUUUACAACAAAAGAACGAAGAAUUUGAUAAAAAUUGUGCACGACUCAAUGAGUUGAAGAAAGCCUUAACUAAGAUACAGUCAAUGUUUGAAUAA